Molecule: messenger RNA, 10548 nt
Organism: Pararge aegeria (speckled wood butterfly)
Lineage: Eukaryota; Metazoa; Arthropoda; Insecta; Lepidoptera; Nymphalidae
Gene: fus
Product: RNA-binding protein fusilli
Exons: 16
Coding region: 520-2421 (633 amino acids)
Biological process (GO): regulation of RNA splicing
Cellular component (GO): nucleoplasm; ribonucleoprotein complex
Molecular function (GO): mRNA binding
Source: RefSeq, a predicted model, not a curated record
GCAAGCGGCUGACAGUCGAUUUACCGUACCGAAAGACACGAAACGUGUCUCAAAUAAAACUUAAAACAUCCAAAUACAGCUAUUAUAUAAAUAUUUACCAUAAUCAUCCAUAAACAACAAAAAGUUUCCAAGCAGUGACUAUAAAGUGAAAUCAGUGACUGAACGAAAUCGUUCGAGCGUAUCCGGGACUGUAGAAUUUCGAAUUUGGAUACGUUCAUCGACACGGGAGACUAUCAAGUUUUGGAGUUUCGUGUAACGCCGAAUGGAUUAACAACGUUUAAUUCCAGGUUUCACUUGCGGAAACUCGCCUACGUUGUCGUAUAGCGGUACUUGGUACUCCAACUGUAAACUGUGCGGCAGUGGUGUGGUAUUGAGUAACCGUCUGGUUUUUGUAUAGUUUAUCGUGGUUUUGGGAUUGAAUCGUAGGUGUCCCGUUAGACAUAUUAGUAUGCGAGUGGACUGUUAAUUUAGUGUGUGGACUCGUGUGGCUAGUGUGGUGCUGUGGCAGUUUAUGGCGCGAUGAUUAGCGGAGGCUGGGUGUGUGCUCUCCAUGUCCGCACGGCUGGACUUGGAGGCGCCGCGCUGGGCUCUGAUGAGGAGGAGGCCGUCUACCUCGCUUAUGUGGUCAUCGAUGUGCUCACCAACCAGGUGAUAGGCGAACGGGAAUACGCAGUGCGACCCACGAGAAGGCCCUCAGAAGAAUUACAAACCGGGCAACCACUCGAUGUAGUGGUUCAACAGUUCGACGAGUUCGUGCGGUCUCUACAGGUGGACCCCCACUCCCCACUCUUCAGGCUCGUCACGGACGGACAACCACCGCUCAGACAAUGCCUUCACCCGGAAGCGUGCAGCAAGGACCUGAACCUGCCCACAUACUACGCGCGCUUCCACGACCUGCGCAAGGAGUACGUACGGGCGUACACGCUGCGGGCUGUAACGCCGCGUUCCCAGCCCGCACCUCCGCCGCCUGACCAUCCCACGUGUCUACUGGACAUGCUUAACUAUUUAGGUAUAACUCCGUAUGCGGGUGAGAAUUUCUACGCAGCAGAAGUCAAAGACAUGGCGAGCGUUAUACAAAGGAUAAUUACAGAUGGUUUUAGAUUAGAACUACCGGAAACAAUCGAUCUUGUGUUAGAAACUGGAAUUUGCUCAAAAGACGAUGAAAUAGACGGCAACUGCAUAGUCAGAGCGCGAGGUCUACCGUGGCAAUCAUCAGAUCAGGACAUCGCUAAGUUUUUCCGAGGACUCAAUGUCGCAAAGGGAGGAGUAGCUCUGUGCCUCUCACCCCAGGGCAGACGCAACGGCGAAGCGCUGGUGCGUUUCAUCUCACAGGAGCACAGAGACAUGGCGCUUAAACGACAUAAACACCACAUCGGGCCGCGGUACAUCGAGGUGUAUCGGGCGACAGGAGAUGAUUACGUGCAGGUGGUAGGUGGUGCCACGUGCGAAGCGGUCGCCUUCCUCUCUCGUGGCGCUCAGGUCAUAAUUCGGAUGCGAGGCCUGCCUUAUGAUGCUACUCCGCAGCAAGUUCUGGAGUUUUUCUCAACGGGUGACGAUCCAGUGAACGUUCUGGACGGCGCAGACGGGGUUCUGUUCGUUAGGCGAGCGGACGGACGAGCGACCGGGGACGCUUUCGUGCUGUUCGCGAAAGAGGACGACUCUCCCAAGGCCCUGUCGCGACAUCGGAAGUUAAUAGGAGCUAGAUACAUCGAGCUAUUUAGAUCUACCACCGCGGAAGUGCAACAGGUGCUAAACCGAUCAUUGGAGACGCGCACGAGUCAAGCCAGCACUCCUUCAACUGCCAGCGCGCCAGCUGAGAGCUUGCUGCCAGUGGCGUUGGUACCCCAGCACGUCAUCACUUCAGGAACCGCAAAGGACUGCGUGCGACUUCGUGGACUACCCUAUGAGGCUCAGGUGGAGCACAUAUUGACGUUCCUGGACGAGUUUGCACAGAACAUCGUCAUGCAAGGAGUUCACAUGGUGUACAAUGCACAGGGUCAUCCGAGUGGAGAAGCGUUCAUACAGAUGAACAGUGAGACCAGUGCUUUCCUAUGCGCCCAGCAGAAACACCAUCGGUACAUGACCUUCGGCAAGAAGCAGCGGUACAUCGAGGUGUUCCAGUGCUCAGGGGACGACAUGAACCUCGUGUUGACCGGCGGCGUCACCCCCGCGACCUCGCCCAAAGUGCUCUCCCCCGGUCCAGUCACGUACUACUAUCCAGCGAUGGGUCCAACGUUGCCACCUCCCCCAUUGGUGUACUGGGGCUAUCCGACUCCGCCGGUCUCGCCUGCGCAUUAUUACCACAAUCCACACCACCCUCAAACUAUGAUGCCAGAAGUAGUUUCAGUGGGAGGAGGUUCGCCAUUACCGAUACCACCACCUGCCGCUUGCCCCGAGUGGCCCAUUUUCAUGGUCAACUAAACUUAUCUAAAAUUUUAAAAAAAUACCUUCUUUUUGCCCAAAGUGUAACUUUUCAAGUGAACCCACGAUAGGUUUUGCGUUUACUUGUCACUUUAUCUAGGUUGUGAUCGUGUUCUUUCGAAUUCUUUAGGUAAUUAACGAAACGUCUUAUCAAAAUAUGCAUGCAAAAAAUCUUAAUACUUUUCAUAGUCAAAGUUCAGAAAACAUAUUUUCAACUUAGUAGAUUAUUUCAAAGCAUAUUUAUAUUCAAUCCUUUUAAGUGAACAAACGCUGGCGUUUAAUCUUCUAUUUUAUAUUUAAGACGAUUGAGUUGUGAUCGUGUUUUGUACUCGAAUUCUUUAAAUAUUUAACUAAAUGUCUUUGAUAUAAAUAAAUAAUUUUGAAAUUUGUAGAUCAUUGAAAAUGAAAUCUUUUUUUAAGUAUUUUUUUUUAAUUGUUAUUUAGUUAUAUCUUAAGAAUCCGAGUAUAGUCGUCAGCAUCUACGGAUUAGGAGACCCUGGAUUUGAUUCCCGGGUAGGUUCUAAAAUGUUUAUUUGGGUUUUCUAACACAUUACCAGCGAAGAAUGGAAAACGUUUUCCAACCCGUGUCUCAAAAAUAACCUUAAGCCUACAUACCGGUUAUUAACAUAAAAUGCGAUAUUAUUUGUUAAAACCCGCCUUGAACGUGUAGGGUUAAAGUUUAAACCCCUCUCAUUCACAGGAGAGGGGUUUAAAGCUCCCUCUCUCAUAAGGCUGCCCACACACAGUUAAUAUUGAUAUUAUAAAUAUAUUUUUUUUACCAAUAUCUUCAACUUAUUAAAACACACCAUUAUUGUAAACAUACAGAAUAUGUCAACAAUAAAGACUUAUGUGCGGGGAACCAUAGAGACUCGGGCCCACUGACCUAUAUUAUAUUCUACUACCUAUAGUAUUAUAGAAGUCAGUGCUCUUAUGGAGCACGAGCACUGACGAAUGGGACAAUAAUCUGGCUGAUAUGGAUGCCUUAAUACAGUUUGACAACUUUGAACGUAUUUGACAGAUUGACCUGAAAAGUUGCACUAAGGGAAAAGUUUAUUAUAUUUUCCAUGAGCGAGCUUACAAGCUACAAUGCAUAUGAUGUCAGUGAUUACAGUGAUUUUUAAGUCGAACCACGAGGACACCCUUAAUCUGUCCGUUCUGCAGUAACUCUAAUCAAUAUGCAAAAUAGUUUAAGUUUACUUCACCAGUCAUACAAAAUUCAAAAAUUUAAUUCUGCGUAUAGAAAUUCUGAAGCAGCUGGAUAAAAUUAAACACCUAUAUUUUUUGUGCUGUGUGAAAUGCCAGCCGCCGCACCGCGUCUUUGGCACUCUAUACAGGAUGUAAAAAAAAGACAAAAUGUCACCGUUUAUAGGUUAAUAAGUUAUAUAGCAUUAUAUAUACGUGUAUAGAUAAAAAGAAAUAUCGCUCAAUGUAGUUUUAAUUUAGCUUUAGUUUUACAAUUACUUUUUCGACUAACAUCUCGGUUUGAUAAAACAUAACUUAUAAAAUGAAGUGAAGCCACUUCGCACACAUGCAAUGGUGUGCAUAGCCCAUGCACAAGGUAUGCAGAUGAUAUAGAAUGAAGAAAAUCUCCAGCACGAGUUAUAAAAAACUUAAGGAUUGUAAGAAUUAUAAAAAGCCUACCCUUUAGUAUCUAUAACUCGUACUGGAUAUUUUUAUCAUUUUGUAUCAUCUGCAUAUCCUGUGCAUAUCCUCUAAGUACGCCACUGCACACAUGCACUAUGGGGUGUUACACACCAAAUUAUUAAAUAUAUGACUAAUUGAAAUUACCUUGUACAAUUUACAUUACAGUUGGUAGGUUAAUAAGAAAAAAAACGUAUAUAAAAUGAAUUUGCCUAAAACUUUGAUUAAUAGUAACAAAUCUCAUAGAAACAUAGUUCAGCCUUUCUAAGCCAAAGUAAGAGUAGAAUAAAUAAAUUGAUACAACAUUUAACAUUUUAGUUUCUGAGAAAUUAUGUUUCUUAAAGCAUAUAGAUUUAAAAAUAAAUUAUCUACAAAUAAAUAUGGCUUUUAAACAGAUUUAAUUCAAAAUGCGCGAAAAUUACUUCUAUAUGGCUAUAAAAAAAAAAUAUUGUUUUAAUCAAUUUCCUAUAUAACUAAAUAUAUCCAAUAUUUAGUAAAUAAAUUUAACUAUUAUUAAAAUAAUUAUAUUAAUAUAAAUUGUAAGCUUUGCUGUUUAAUGUAUAACUACUUAAUGGUACAAAACAUAAAUCUUGUAACAUCACUUGCCAAUACAAUCGAGAUUCAAUGAUUUAUGUAAGUCGCGUCACGGAAAAAGUAUGCUGACUGGCCGAUCACAAGAACAUCGCAGAUACACGAUAAAUGUUCUUACAAAAUUAAUUAUAAAAUUAAUUUAGUAAGAACAUUCACUGUUUAUCUUAUUACACUUAGUAGAUGAAUAACUGCACUACAUUUUGUUUUACAUAUCGUCACAUCAACGGCAAAUUUACGAAUAUGUAAUUUUAGUAAAAUCUGUACCUAAUGUGGUAUCUUGAACUCAUUGGCAACCAUAGCUACUAUAGCACGCAUGGAAAAAAAAACGCAUAAAACCGGAAACUUCAUUUUAUGUUGGUAACCUCGCAGUUAAACUUACGAAUUUCAGAACACUUUCCUGUAAAAUACAUGUUUUGUAAAUUCAUUUGUUUUCCGGGAUAUGACGAUAAUAUUAUUUAACAGUAACAGGUAGGCAUUCAGUGGACGGAUGAUAUUAAAUGGAAAGUUUGGCUACUAUUACUACUAUUCCAUUGCAAUAUAUCAAAUGUUUCUUGCCUACCCUGAUUGACACCCUGUUUACGUCCAUUAAUACCUAAGUUUAAAAGCGAAAUUAAUAUUCAUUAAGUAGGUAAAAUAAGCAUGGUCACAGGUCGACCUGUAGCCCUCUUUUUACGUGACACCUACAAUAUCAUUAUGAAUGGCUCAAAUGACGUGAUAAUAUGAUAUACCUUUCUAAGAUAUUGCUUAUUAUAAGUGAACUUAGUUGUAAAUUAAUUAAAAUAUAUUUAAUGUAAUAAACACGAAAUGUAUAUUAAGAAAAAGCCUUCUUUUUAAAAGUCUAUGAAUAUGCAUAGUAUUAUGAAUACUUGACUAAUAGAGGGAUGAUGUUAUAAAUAAUAUAUUCCUUAAAAUAUUUUACAUAUUUGUGAUUGUUUCAAAAUAUAAAAUGUUUUCCUCUAUUAUAUGUUGUCAGAUUUUAGGAAAAAAAUUGGAACUUAAGUUCGCUAUUUUAAAUAUAUUCUAUAUUUCGUUAAUUUUCUUAAUAAUUUAAUUAUAAUAAUAUAAAAAUAGACAUAUUAAAAUGUAACUAGCAAAAUUGUAUAACAAUAUCAUACGAAAUAGAGACGAUUUCUUAAAUUACAUGGCUGAUAUGCGGUGCUUCUUUUUUUUUUUGCAUCUUAGUAAAAUGUUAAGUUUAAUUGAUUGUAUACUACAAACAGUUUACUGUAUAGCUAAGACAUAGGUUGAUAUGCGCAAAAAAAGAAGCGAAUGAUAGAUAUUUUUUAGCUCAAAGACGUGGUUUACUCAUUUAGUCCACUUUUUCAUUCAUUUCAUCAAAUUUGAACGGUUAAAUAAUACAUCUAGAGUGACAUUAAGAGAAUGCACCUCAUCUUUUCAUCCCAAUGUUCCUUUACUAAUGUCGUGUUGUUAAUAACGUUACAUAUAAGUACGUCCCAGUCGCUAGGUGGCGAUGUUAAUUCUUAGCUAAUAUUAUUGCUGCGAGCGAAAAGAUAGAGAAGUAAAGAGUGAAUGAUAGAUUAAGUUAAAUCUGAUAAGUAAAGUAGUUCAUUUCCUUCACAUGUCCACUAAUAAGUAGGUAUAAAAGGUGUCGCAUAUAAAGAACACUGAUCUUAUUUAACGUUAGGCGAUUUAAACAACCACUUGCGAAUAAGUGCAUAUAUCUUGCCUUUUGUUUUGUAUAUUAUAUGUAAUUUGUAUGUGCUCAAUAUAUUAUUAAUUAAUUAAUCUUAUAAAAGCAUACAUUCGUAUGUUAGUGUUAAUUGCCCUGCCCGUUGCUCUUUUUUCGUGACACCUUUUCUAUUCAUUAACCUUAACAUCGAAACAACAUUUUAAUAUUUUUUUUAGUUAGUACAUAUAAUCGCUAAAACGCUCAAUUUCACUAAAAAGUUCCUUGUCUAAUGGAUACCUAAUAAUAUAUAUUCAAAUAAACUCAAUAACAGGUUUAUAAGUACUCUUUAAAAUAGGAAUUAUUUUUAAAAGUUAUAAAAGAAUUAUUUUCGUUCCUUUACUAAGUUCUUGUGCAGCUUGCCAGUGAUUUACUGUUAUCCAUUAAGAAGUUAUUUUAUCUAUGACGACUAUUUUUAUCUGUACCACAUAAAACACCCAAUUCAUUUCAUUCAUACGUCUCAGAUCCCGAUAUGUGCGUAUUAAAAACCUUACCUAUGGUAGAGAAAAAAAAAUUGGCUCUUUUAUCUUAAAAGGACCAAUUUUUAUCCUCUACUCUGUCAAAUGCCUUGCCUUGCAAAAUGUGGAGGCCCCAGAACAGCGUUUUUACCUUAGUCAGGCUUUACUUAUUUUUAAACGGUACUUUCCACUCUGAACCCUGGAAAUGAAUAUAGAAAUAUUGUAUAUUGAAGACCCUAUGAAGACUUUUAAAGGGAUACAUAAGCUGUUAAUAGGGGUCUUAGUUAUUUAAGCAGAUCGAUUAUUUAAAUUAGGCUUUCCAUAAAUAGAAUGGUAAGAAAUUUAAAUCUUUCAACUUCAAUAACGACUAUCAACACAUAUUUAAAGUUGUGUAAUUCAAUACGGUCUCCCAAAGCCUUAAAAAUAAGGCCUCUACAAACCAAAAAAGACAAAAAAGUAUUAAAAACACUCUGGUCGGGUCUUAUGUUGAUUGCCUAAGCCCGCAAACCGUGGAUGGAUAGCGUGGUGGAUCUGAAACACCCUUAUGUGCCCUGAUAUAAUAGGUUCAAGAUUUAAAUGAUUUUAAAAUAAGUAAUUUUUAAAACAGUGAUUAUAAAGGUGCUGAUUUAUUCAGUUUUUAGCAAAAGCCAAAUUAAUUACUUGUUAUUAUUUUGUUUCCAUUCUAGAGUAAGAAAAAGCUCAAUUAGAAAUAAGUUUUCUUAUUAGAAUAAGUUGAAACAGAUUUAUAAAUUAAGCUAAUCUGCUAUCAAUUAACUUAUUUACAAAAAAAAAACUGCUUUUUUGUGGACUUUUUUUAAAUUUUUUAUUGGUAAAUCACUAAAAUAAGACGUGUCAAAAUUGUUUUUUAUAAUAAUAUCAAAACCGAUUUCUACGUCAAUCAUUAAAAAACAGACUUGUGCUAAUAUAAUACGCAUGUACUGAACUACUUCAAUUAUAACUAUUUUAAUAAAAUAUGAUUUCCACUACUUAUAUUAAAAUCAAGGCGAGUACAAGUGAUAUAAAUAAGCUAAUAAAUAAAAUAAUAUUAGUUAAUUUAAAAAAAGCUUCAUCUUACACAGAGCAAUUAAAUAAAAAGUUGUAUUUCCUUUGUUCGGAUAUCAAAUAUCAGUAGAUUAUUAAUCUAGUUUGGUUAUAAUGCAUUUUACACUCGGAGCGAUACUAGGCGCGUGAGCUAAAAGCGAACACGCUAGCCGAGAGUGUAAAAAGUAAUGUACCAUAAUAAUUUCCAGGAAAAGACAUUUUAAAUACGUUUACAGAAAAUAACUGACCCUUUUUUGCUGUUUUUCCACAGAAUAGAUUUUUAUUCCCGGCGGAGUAAAAUGUACUAUUGUUCUACUUUUCAAUUUAAACUGGACAUUUGUAAUUAUUAAUAAUAGACCAAAAAUCCAAAGUAUUAAUUACUGAAAAUGGAAAGGUAAACCGAUACACGCCCAGUAUCGUUUGCUGCAUACAGCGUAUAUAAAAGACAUAGCAAAGGGAAUAUUAUCGUAUUCAAAACAUUUAAAAAAACCAAACUAGUUAUGAAUUGUGAAUAAUUUGAAUUAAAAAUACAUUUAUCAUAAUUAAGAAGUUAAAAAUAUUUGUUCAUUUAAGGAAAUGCUUACUAUAUUUAGCCGCAUAAAACCUCUUCAUGUUCUUAUAAUUGAAGUUGCAGAGAGGUUAAAACUAAACUUAAUCGGAUCAUCAUAUAAUAUAUGCACAAGUACACGUAGGUACGGUAAUUUUAAAUAAAACACGUGUGUCAAAUAUUUGUUAAUGAGCCUAAUAUCGAUGUUAAAAUAUCUACGUUACGAGUAAGUGCGAUAAAAAAGUUUUUUUUGCAACCUAUUUUGAAAGUAUCGCACAUUUUUAUAAUUUUUUUAUAAUUUUUUCAAGAUAUCAAAUAAGUAUCAAUAAUCGAUUUAAAGUAUGUAAUUCACCAAUCUCAUUAAAUAUAAAAGAAAUAGAAUAUAUAGUAAAUAAAGUUCUGCCCUAGCUGUUACAGGAUAAAUUAUACUUAAUAUAUUGAAUAUUUUAAUUAAUUGUGCUUAUUAAUUAAAUUAUUAUUGGCAUAAUAUUAAUUAGGUAUGAAUUCAUAAUGAAAUAUAAAGCAACAAAAUCUAAAUGUCUUCCGUAAAUAUAAUUUAUCUUUUUAAGUAUGUCAAUAAUUAGGAGUUUAUUGAAGAUAAACGUAAUUUUAAUUUAAAACUUUAAAGAUCUAUCGAUAUCGUUGAGUUUUUUUGGUUGAAUUUAUUUUGAACAUUUUUAAAACCUUAACAUAAAAUUUUAUUUGUAAUAUAUUACAAAAUUUAUAAAUGAAAUAUACCUUUACUUAUUGUAUAGAUCUAGUUAUUUAAAAAAAAAAAAAAAGCACUCGUAAUUUUUUUUAAAAAACAAGCAAUAAUAUAUUAUUUAAGUGCCUUUAUUAUAAUAAUCACUAUGGUCAGUUUUAGAGUAGAUUGUCUCUAGUUAAUUAACGUUAUUUCUUUGUUAUAAUUUCUAUUGCAUGAGUACAUAGCACAUGUUAUUCGACAUAGGGCUAUAUUCCACGAGUAUGCCAUGGCGACGUCGCGAAAUGCCACCGAAAAUCUCUGGGUAUAAUUAUGUCUACUAAUUUUCUCAUAUUAUUUCAUAAAGAUAGGACGAAAAAAUUAUAGAUAUAAUGUUCUGGAGGCGCGAAUGUUAGCCCUACGACACAAGCUACUUUGCAACGUCGCCAAUUUUAAAGUAUUGCCUGCUUGGACGAAUACUAGAAAAAUAUCAAAUAAUCAGAAACCGCUUUGGUGACUCAUGUCACCUACCUCCAGAAUCUAAGGGGUGUGGUGGAAAUAGCUACUGGCAUCGUCGCCAUAGAUUCUCAGCGAAAUAUCGCAUAUAGUUAAAGUAAAGAUAUGUCUUUACUAAGUGAGUUUUGUCCAUGACUUUAAAACAAUCAUGACUACCCUUAAUGUAGUAGUUUAGUAUUAUGAAAAUUUAUAUGAAAUGGUUAGUUUUUGUUACAUUUCUACCUACAUAUUAUAAUAAAAAAAAAAUUUUGUUUCGUAUUUUUCUAGGUAAUUUUUAUUCAUAAUUUGCUUAGUUAAACUUAUUACUAUAACAAUCAGGAAAAUAAACUGAUUUAAUGUAUUUAAUAUUUAUUUACUAAAAGUUGUAUAUUUAUAUAUUGUUUUGUAUUUCGUUACUUUUAUUGAAAUCACUAUAAAUAAAUCUGGUUAUACUACCUCUUUGGUGGUUUAUAUGAUUUUACUAGUAAAUUGUGUAAAAUUGUUACCUACGGUGUAUAUUUUAUGUUGAAUUGACUAUAAACUAUAUAUCUUAGUAUAAAUGUCAAUCCACACUUACUAAACCUUUUAUAUUUUGUUACCAAAUAAUUUUCGUCACGAAAGUAAAAACCGCGCAAGUUUAGUUUGACAAGACGUUUGAUUCUCUUUCAUAUUGAAAUCGUACCAUUUUUUACUUAAAAGUCAUAUCUACGUUAAAUAAUAUCUUGCCGAGUAACUUUAAAAUCUAUCCUGGUGUGUUUCAAGCCUAAAGUAAAUCUCCUACUGUUCAUUACUGUUGCUGCUGGUUGCGCUACCAGUUAACAAACAGGUCGCUAAGUGUGGUUUAGACCUUAUGUUUAAUUUAGUCGAUAUAGAAUGUGCAAUGUUUAGAAAUUAGUGAUUUUGAUGUUUCAUGCCAAAACAAUUUUGGUUAAUUAUCAUACAAAGUAGUGAAUUGUUCCAAUAAAUAAAUUAAUUGUAAUCACUU